Zasmidium cellare ATCC 36951 is the source of this 984-nucleotide messenger RNA. RefSeq lists its product as uncharacterized. The transcript has a single exon. The record is from RefSeq and is a predicted model, not a curated record. The coding region runs from base 1 to 984 and encodes 327 amino acids. NCBI's taxonomy places the organism in Eukaryota, Fungi, Ascomycota, Dothideomycetes, Mycosphaerellales, Mycosphaerellaceae.
AUGCCCAGAGGCCGCGAUGACUGCUGGCUCGAAGUCACCCGCAACCUCGAGGAGAACUCGGGCAAGCGCCACCCACGCGUCACCUGCAAACACUGCAUGACCGAGUGGACGUCCAACGAGAAGGCCCGAGUCAUCGAACAUCUCCAGCGCUGCAACGACCUGCCCGAACCACUAUGGCGAACGUAUCAGCCACAUCGUCUGGACCCGACGCUGCCCUCCGCCGCCGAGCUCCAGCAGCAGCAGCGAGCCCGCACGCGUGGUAUUGGGUCCAUGUCCGCAGCUGAGCAGGAUAUUGCUACGGCUGCUUGUGCGCAAUGGAUCAACGCGGCGAAGUUGGACCCGUCGGUCACUGAGCAUCCUGCUUUUCGGGCGUUUGUACGGGCUUUGAGACCGGCUUUCAAGGUCCCGUCGAGACAUCAUCUCACGCAUGCUCUGGUGGACGCUCCGUUGAUGUUCAUUGCGUAUCUGGCGGACCCGCAAGAACGACAUCGUCGACCGGCGAUUCUCGACAGCAAUGAGGAGACCCAGUCGCGCUCCCUCCAGGCUUUCCUUCUGAAGUACUGCGACGGCCACGCAGCCAAAGCUUCCACACUCCUCGGCAUGCUCUCCCUCCUCAGAGUGAAGCAAGGCCCCUUCAGCAAUAACAUGGUCUGGAUGGCCGCCGAGCAGAUGACCGCAAUCCAAUGGUGGCAGAACUUCUGGAUCCAAGAACAACCCGACCUCGCCGAGCUCUGCAUCAUCGCUCUAGCUAUCGCUCCAGCUGGAGAAAGCAUCGAGCGGAACUGGUCGCCACACAGCUUCGUCCACAUCUUGAAGCGGAAUCAGCUGGGCGCCGACGUUGUUAACAGGAUCGUCUGCACUUUCUGGAAUCUGCGGAUCAAGCAUGGCUGGGUCGACGAUUCUGUUGCUGGGGCGCCUGAAGUCAACGAUGCGGAUGCUGAGUUCGUACCGGAUAUGGAUGGGCUUAUGGGAAUGCAGGGAUAG